AUGGCUCAGCAGAGAGGGCCUUCGUACGGCAUGGGCGUCGGCCAGCCGUCUUUCGGUGGUCCCAGCAGCCAGGACUCGAGUGAUUCGAGCCCUCUGGACGUGAUCCGUCAACAGACCAGCAAGAUCGAGGACCUUCUUGACAGCGUCAGCGAGCCGAUCAGGCCAUACCUGCCCGCAAUUGGCCGAUUCCUGAUCGUCGUCACCUUCCUCGAAGAUGCUCUGCGCAUCGUCACCCAGUGGAGCGAUCAGCUUCUUUACCUCAACGACUACCGACACAUUCCGUCGGGCAUCACGCAUCUUUUCCUUCUCACAAACGUCGUCGCCAUGAUCGCGUGUUCCGUGCUCGUCAUCAUCCGCAAGCACUCCGACUACGCCGUGUUUGGCCUCAUGGGUGUCGUCGUCACGCAGGCCCUCGGCUACGGUCUCAUUUUUGACCUCAACUUCUUCCUGCGCAACCUGUCGGUCAUUGGCGGCCUCCUCAUGGUCAUGUCGGACUCGUGGGUCCGCAAGUCCAAGGCGUUUGCCGGCAUUCCCGAGCUCGACGAGAAGGACCGCAAGAUGUACUUCCAGCUCGCCGGCCGCGUGCUUCUCAUCUUCCUGUUCGUCGGCUUCGUCUUCAGCGGCACCUGGACCUUUGGCCGCAUCAUUGUCUCCAUCAUCGGCGCCAUUGCGUCCGUCAUGGUCGUUGUCGGUUUCAAGGCCAAGUUCAGCGCCACGCUGCUCGUUGUCAUUCUCAGCGUGUUCAACCUCUUUGUGAACAACUUCUGGACGCUCCACGAGCACCACCCCCACAAGGAUUUCGCCAAGUACGACUUCUUCCAGAUUCUCUCCAUCGUCGGCGGUCUCCUCCUCCUCGUCAACAGCGGCCCCGGCCAGUUCAGCAUUGACGAGAAGAAGAAGGUGUACUAA
This is a messenger RNA of Verticillium nonalfalfae, 909 nucleotides long. RefSeq lists its product as uncharacterized. Gene Ontology annotation, cellular component: endoplasmic reticulum-Golgi intermediate compartment; membrane; endoplasmic reticulum. Gene Ontology annotation, biological process: Golgi organization. Bases 1 to 909 code for a protein of 302 amino acids. The record is from RefSeq and is a predicted model, not a curated record. The transcript has 4 exons. NCBI's taxonomy places the organism in Eukaryota, Fungi, Ascomycota, Sordariomycetes, Glomerellales, Plectosphaerellaceae.